This is a messenger RNA of Sclerotinia borealis F-4128, 1191 nucleotides long. Lineage: Eukaryota; Fungi; Ascomycota; Leotiomycetes; Helotiales; Sclerotiniaceae. The record is from the annotation of a GenBank genome assembly.
AUGCCUCCCUCAAAGAUUGCCAUCAUUGGAGCUGGUCCCUCCGGUCUAGUUCUUGCAUCCCUAUUCUACCGUCACCAAAUUCCCUUCACCAUCUACGACCUCCGAUCUCGUCCCUCGCCGUUUCUCAUAAACAUUCCAUCCGGUUCCCUAGACCUCCACGUCGAAUCCGGUCAGCUCGCCCUCUCGGAAUGUGGACUCCUGGAAACGUUCCGUUCACUCGCUGUUGAAUGCAGCGAAGAUUAUAUCAUUUGUGAUAGGUUCGGCGACAUGAAAAUUGAGCUUAGGGGUCAUGGUGGUGAUCGACCUGAAAUUUCGAGGAAUAGUUUGAUUGAGUUACUGCUAUCUUCACUCCCUGAGAAUGUCAUCAAAUGGGAACAUAAAGUCCUAUCCGUUACUGCCCAUGCCGCUAAUUCUCAAGAGCAAAUCAUCACGUUCGGAGAUGGGAGCUUUCAUACAUGCGAUUUGGUGAUAGGGGCAGAUGGAGCAUGGUCGAAGGCUCGGCCGCUUCUGACAGAGAUAAACCCAACUUUUAGUGGUAUUCACUGGAUGACGUUGACGAUUGUUAAUGUUACCGAGAGAUUUCCGAACAUGGCCCAGAUGGUUGGAACUGGGACUUUUUCGGCGCUGGGUGGAAAGAGGGCAAUUAUGACCCAAAGGAGCUCAAUGGAUUCGGUGAGGGUGUAUGUUACAAUAUGCAAUGAGGAGGUCAACUAUUGCAACGAUGCAGGUUUGAACUCCAUGGAUGUUGAAAAAAUAAAAGAGAAGCUUCUUGGUGAAUCUGGACCUUUUGGAGAUUUUAGCGAAGGAGCCCAGGAAUUGCUUGCGAGGGGACUGAAAGAGGAGGAAACUGCACAGUUUGUGCAGCUUUGUAUGUUACCUACAGAUCAUACGUGGGAACAUAGAGCCUAUGCGACGUUAGUUGGGGAUGCAGCACAUCUCAUGACGCCAUUUGCUGGAGAGGGUGUCAAUUCGGCAAUGUUAGAUGCCUUGGAGUUGGCACAGGGGAUUAUUUCGGCGGUGAAGAACGACACUUCCAUCUCGAAUGCCGUAAAAGAGUAUGAGAUGAAGAUGUUUGUGAGGGCAAAAGAGAAUGCUGAGCAGACAGAGAUGAAUAUGAAGAAUAUCUUUGAGGACAAUGCGCCAAAGAAGAUAGUAGAGUGGUUCAAUAGCAUGAUGGCGCCGCCUGAGUAA